GACUGAAAUCAAAAGAGGAGAAAAAUGCUUUUACCGCAAUUUUGAGACGAAUUUUAAAGAUACGAAAGUCCGAUGAGGCCAACUACGUGGUAUUAAGGGAUAAGUAAUUUUUGGUUACCUGUUAGCUUUUAUUGUUUGACUUCUUUUUUGGGUUGAAGGAUCAAUGGGGGUAUUCGGGUAAGAGACCAAGAACAUGCUGCACAUAGCCAAGGAUCAAGAAAAUCAGCAGUUUAUGGUGCACCAUUCUAAUUAGAGAAAAGAGCUCAGCAUUUGGAGAGGACCAAUUACUGAGCACUCAAUUAUCCCACUUUUUUGUGAAAGCAAAGAGAAAUUAGGUCAAUUUUGAAUAAUCUGUUACGGUUUAUAUGUAUAUAAAAACUGUAAAUGGCAAUAUGUGAGGUUUAUGUAAAUAAUCUGUUGCGGUUUUUGUGUAUCACUUUGGAAGUACUUACUUGGGUGGCACGCUUUUUGGACAUACUGCAAAAAUAAACAAGGAGAUUAUCUUCAAUGUCUGGCACAAAUGCUUCAGUUAGUUGGGAGCUACCUGCUCCCGUUCAGUCAGAAGUUUUUUCUUCACAUUAGUGCCCUCCUGGACGACUAUUCAGCGUCUUCGGUCAGCGUACUACUCUUCCUGCCACAGUGAAAGACCCAACCGUAGAAAAAUACCGUGGUGAUGUUCUUCACGCCUAAAAAAACUCUCUGAAUGUUUUUGUAACCUGGUUGGGGUAUGUGAAGAUUAUCUACUAAAUGAGAAAAAUGAAAGUAUCGGCUUUACGGGAUUGAGUAUUUAUUACCAACCAUAAAGAGUAAGAAUAUCAACGAUUUCAUCGAGGCUAUGAACACAGGUUACAUUUGGCGGUAGAAACUAGAAACCGGUACCAAUAACAGUAACCAUCUGUAUGUUAGUUUCAUCUUCCUCUCACAUUAAGUAAGGGUGAAGUAAAUCGCUGGAAAACGUCGAAUCCCGCGCCUAGAUUGUUCAAAUUCCAGUCCAGUUUUAAGGGGCUGACAGUGUUCUUCAUUUCCCAAAGAGAGUGAGUAAAGGAGGCAAAAUGAGUCAGAAAAGAGGGGGUGGCAGGCCAUAUUUUCCUGGUAGUAGUAGUUCACCUGCAAAAGGGAAAGGUGUUGGUGGACAAGUCUCUGGAGGUUCAGGCUCUGGUAAUAAUAAAAAGGCUGAAGUUGUUCAUCUGGGUUCUAAUUUUGCAGAGCUAAGCCUUGAUUCUGGUAAAGAUACAAAGUGGGAGGUAGUGUCUCGCAACAAGAAUCGAGGCGGGGCAGGUGCACCAAAACAGUGCCGUCCCCAGAAUUAUGCUUCUACAUCCAGGGGCCCAGGAAAGGCUACAUUAGGUGCCUGGCAGGAUAGAAGACCAGGUGGAAGAGGAAUUAUGGAAAGACAAUCUCUCAGUACAGGGAGGGAGAACCAGUACAUGGCACCACCAGCCAAUAUUCCUCCCCCUCUACCACAUGGUUGCCAGCAGGGUGCAGGGGAUGUCCAAGUCCAACCUAAUGUGGUUGGGAAAGCGAAAGAUGAUAUUGACUCUGAGGUUGAUGAAGACAUGAAUGAAUAUAGCGAUAAUGACAUCUUUUCUGAUGGUUCCAGUGCAGAUGAAAGCCAGAAGAGCCAUGAGAGCUGCAAAAAGAAAAAGGUGUUUAAGAAGUUCUUCGACAUCUUAGAUAAACUGAGCCUUGACGAAACAAAUUCAUCUGUGCGGCGGUGGCACUGUCCAGCAUGCCAAAAUGGACCAGGAGAAAUUGAUUGGUUCUAUGGAUUGCAACCACUAAUGGCCCAUGCUAAGACCAAGGUAUCAAAGAGGGUGAAGCUUCAUAGACAGUUUGCAGAACUCUUAGAUGAGGAGCUAAGCCGGAAAGGAACUUCUGUUGUACCAGCUGGUGAGGUAUAUGGUAAAUGGCAUGGUCUUCGUCAAUCGGUUCCUGAUAAAGCAAUUGUUUGGCCUCCCAUGGUUGUGGUUAUGAACACUUUUCUAGAUAAAGAAGAUGAGAAGUGGACUGGCAUGGGUAAUCAAGAGCUACUUGCUUUAUUUAGUGCAUACAAGGCAGUAAAGGCUCAGCAAUCCUAUGGUCCGAAAGGGCACCGGGGGAUGGGUCUCCUCAUAUUUGAACGUACACCGACGGGCUAUGUUGAAGCUGUGAGACUCCACAAUCAUUUUAUUAAGGAAGGAAGAGACAGGGAUGCUUGGGAUCGUGGAGGAACUCUAUUCUUUGAAGGUGGAAAACGCAAAUUGUAUGGUUUCAUAGCAAGCAAGGAGGAUAUGGAUAGCUUCAACCGCCAUUCUACAGAUAAGUCAAAGCUGAAAUUUGAAAUGAGGUCAUAUGAAGAGAUGGUAGUAAUCCCAUUGAAGCAAAUGGAUGAAGACAAUCAGCAGCUGAAAUGGCUUAUGACCAAGGACGUUAAGAAUCAAAGGAAUGCAAAGGCCAUGGAAGAAACAAUUGGGGUGUUGAGUGAGAGAUUACGAAAGACGGCGAAAGAUAACCGCAUUGUGCGAGAAAGAACAUUAUUGCAAUAUGAACAAAACAAGGAAGAGAUGGAUCAACAAGAGCAAUUUUUCAAGGCUCAAAUAGAGAUGAUUCGUCAAGAGUUGGUGGAGAAAGACAGAGUUUUUCAAGAAGAGCAGGCAGAAUGCAGGAAAAUGCAGAUUAAUGUUAUAGAUUCCGGAAAUACCAUGGACCUUAAAAUCAGGGACAAGGAGAUUGAGAAAUUUAUCGAGUCUCAGUCAAAAGGCAUAGAGUUAUUCGAAGCAGAAAAAGAAAGCUUAUUCCAACUGCAUGGAGAGAAGAAAGCAGAGCUGAAGCGUAAGCAUUUGCAAGAAGCCAAUGACCUGAAAUGUAAGCAUUUGCAAGAAGACGUUGACCUGGAGAAAGAGUUGGAUACAUCGUUGACAGAACUCAUGAACCGGUACAGUUCUCAAUCCUCUUAAGGAGGAUUCUAGCAUUAUUCAUGCUUUAAGGUAUAAAAUGCAGGGAAGAACAUGAAGGAACAUUCAACAUACAAUUUUCUCUUUUUUGGUCAAAGACUCCCCCUUCUUCUGCAUUUGUUUUUUUUUUUUUUUUAUAUUAAAGUAUUAUACAAAGACUCCUUGUAGGGAAAUCAUAUAUUGAACGUACAAA
Messenger RNA from Papaver somniferum (opium poppy), 3126 nucleotides. Its product is annotated as protein SUPPRESSOR OF GENE SILENCING 3 homolog. NCBI's taxonomy places the organism in Eukaryota, Viridiplantae, Streptophyta, Magnoliopsida, Ranunculales, Papaveraceae. The record is from RefSeq and is a predicted model, not a curated record. Gene Ontology annotation, biological process: defense response to virus; regulatory ncRNA-mediated gene silencing. The transcript has 8 exons. Bases 1053 to 2936 code for a protein of 627 amino acids.